This is a messenger RNA of Betta splendens (Siamese fighting fish), 2090 nucleotides long. Its product is annotated as dual specificity protein phosphatase 18-like. The record is from RefSeq and is a predicted model, not a curated record. Gene Ontology annotation, molecular function: MAP kinase tyrosine/serine/threonine phosphatase activity. Lineage: Eukaryota; Metazoa; Chordata; Actinopteri; Anabantiformes; Osphronemidae. Gene Ontology annotation, biological process: protein dephosphorylation. The transcript is spliced from 2 exons. Bases 148 to 789 code for a protein of 213 amino acids. Gene Ontology annotation, cellular component: cytoplasm.
GGCUUCAGGAAGCGCCACCAGCUGUCAAACUAAAAUUAUCCCUUGAGGAGACUGACACAACCAUCUACGGUUUCCUAAGUCUACAUCGGCGCGUUUCUUUCAUUUCAGCUUUCAGAAGAAGAACCACAUAGAACCAAAAGCCCAGUCAUGUCGCUGUCUCAGAUCACCCCCACCCUGUUCCUCAGCGGGGCCGACGCCCCCUUCAACUCGGCCCUGGUGUCGCAGAAAGGCAUCACCCUGAUCGUCAACGCCACGGUCAGCCACGCCAGCCCGGCCUAUCCGGGGGUGGAGUGUGUUCGGGUUCCCGUGUCCGACCUGCCCAGCGCCCGCCUCGGAGACCACUUCGACCGCGUGGCCGAGAGAAUCCACUUGAACCGAGCGGGCGGCACGCUGGUCCACUGCGCCGCAGGCAUGAGCCGCUCGCCGGCGCUGGUGAUGGCGUAUCUGAUGCGGUACCGAGGGGUGACGCUGUGCCAGGCGCAUCGCUGGGUGCAGGACAGGCGCCCGUACGUCAGGCUCAACGCCGGGUUCUGGGAACAGCUGCUGCAGUACGAGAAGAGGCUGUACGGGAAAAACAGCGUCCGAGUGGCCUCCGUGGAAGAGGCGCCACCUCCUCCUCCGCCACGGGUCACGAGGGCGACGAGGCCAAUGCUGCCGCAGACGACCUGGGGAACACGCGGUCCCAGGUCGGCGCUGCUCACGCGAUCCCCGCUGAUGUCACGGGCUCAGCUGAUGACGCCAGAAAACAAAUCACUAAGAAGAACCAGGUCCAGCAGCCUCCAACUCUGAGCUGCACCCAGACCGACACACCUGAAAGGUCCAAGAGCACAAAGGUAGAGGAAAAUAUGUGCUGGAGAAGCUGAGAAUUCACUUCUGAUGUGUUUGUGUUUUUUUCAUGGCCUCAGUUGGAGUCAAAUAUGGAGUUAUAUGUAUACUAUACUAGAAUUAGAUUGAACUUUUAUAACCCCAAGCCUAUUUUCUGGGGGUCUCAGGUUUCAGAUCAGCUGCCUGUCCACACGUUUGUUCUGAAGCAGAUCAGGCAUGAAGGCCUUCACCUGGUAGCUGUUAACUCUAUUUGCUCUCCACAGUCAACAGUCAUGCGGACAUCUACAAAUAUCUUCUAACUGUCAACAUUUAAUUUUGGUAGUGGUGGAGAAAUGGUUCAGUAGGAUAAGCUUUAAUCAUGAACCCUGAAAACGACUGAGAAAGACAUGGAUAUGGCUCCGUCAGGCGCUUGGAUGUAACAGUCCAGCAGUGGUUCUCAGCAUCAACGAUAGCUCGUCACCAUCCUCGUCUCCCAGCUCCUUAAAAGGCAGCCCUUCUGGGACCAUGCACCAGGUAAACGGUGAACUGAAGUGGGACCCUGUCAGUGUGCAAGAAUCCAAGAAGACAGACGUUGGUCCGUCCCCUGGUGAACCAGCUUUUUCCUCAGAAGCAUAGGUUUCGUCUCAUUCACACAAUGAUGGCAGAGCUGCUGCAGCGGUGGAGGCUUGGGCUUCAGUUUCAGGGCACAUGCCAGCAUUCACUUCCCCUUAGGGACAGUGGGGAAGUUGGACCAGAGUGAAAAGGAGAGAAGCAGCUUCCUUGCUUUGUGUCACCAUCUGUUUCUGUAUAAUUUCUACUAAAAUAUUUCAUCAUCAGAGUUGAAACAGUCAGUAAAACUGAUUCCAUCAGAGGAGUCUCAGCAUCCUCAGCUUUAUCUAUAUACUGUAGUUAUUCAUACUGUUGUCAGUGAGAAUUCAGUUUUGAAUCUCUAACUCACUGGUGAUGCUGUAAUGAGCUACAAAAUGUAUUUAGACAAAUAUUUACUCACAACUUUAUUUAAAUGAUGUUUACCCUAUGAUCUUUAUGUUCAUGAACUACAAAAUAUAUAAUAUAGAUAAUUGUGUUUUCAUAAGCAAAAAGGUUAAAAUGUAGGCAUGUAUGAUAAAUCCCUAACAAUCAUCUUAAUGUGUAAUGAAGCUUCACAUCUCUUCUAUUCGAAAACAGAAAAAAAAUCACCAUCAUCAUCAUAAACUCCCUUAAAACCAAUAUUUGCACGACACCUUUAGCUUUACUAUGACUCUCUUAAAUGAAAUUGACUCCACCAA